Molecule: messenger RNA, 1426 nt
Organism: Saccostrea cuccullata (small rock oyster)
Lineage: Eukaryota; Metazoa; Mollusca; Bivalvia; Ostreida; Ostreidae
Product: mucin-2-like
Exons: 25
Source: RefSeq, a predicted model, not a curated record
AUGGGUGUCACUUCUACGACGACUCAGUCCUCGACAGUUCAAGGCAGCAGCACUGGACAGAUGACAGGACAACAUGGUAUUGGCAAACAAUCUACACCACAACAAGGCGGUACAGCAGUAACUGGCGUCACUCCCACUACGACUCAGUCCUCGACAGUUCAAAUAAGCAGCGGACAAACGACAGGACAAUCUGGAAUAAGCAAACAUUCUACACCACAACAAGGCGGUGCAGCAGUUACAAGUGUCACUUCUACGACGACUCAGUCCUCCACAGUUCAAGGCAGCAGCACUGGACAGAUGACAGGACAACAUGGUAUUGGCAAACAAUCUACACCACAACAAGGCGGUACAGCAGUAACUGGCGUCACUCCCACUACGACUCAGUCCUCGACAGUUCAAAUAAGCAGCGGACAAACGACAGGACAAUCUGGAAUAAGCAAACAUUCUACACCACAACAAGGCGGUGCAGCAGUUACAAGUGUCACUUCUACGACGACUCAGUCCUCGACAGUUCAAGGCAGCAGCACUGGACAGAUGACAGGACAACAUGGUAUUGGCAAACAAUCUACACCACAACAAGGCGGUACAGCAGUAACUGGCGUCACUCCCACUACGACUCAGUCCUCGACAGUUCAAAUAAGCAGCGGACAAACGACAGGACAAUCUGGAAUAAGCAAACAUUCUACACCACAGCAAGGCGGUGCAGCAGUUACAAGUGUCACUUCUACGACGACUCAGUCCUCGACAGUUCAAGGCAGCAGCACUGGACAGAUGACAGGACAACAUGGUAUUGGCAAACAAUCUACACCACAACAAGGCGGUACAGCAGUAACUGGCGUCACUCCCACUACGACUCAGUCCUCGACAGUUCAAAUAAGCAGCGGACAAACGACAGGACAAUCUGGAAUAAGCAAACAUUCUACACCACAACAAGGCGGUGCAGCAGUUACAAGUGUCACUUCUACGACGACUCAGUCCUCGACAGUUCAAGGCAGCAGCACUGGACAGAUGACAGGACAACAUGGUAUUGGCAAACAAUCUACACCACAACAAGGCGGUACAGCAGUAACUGGCGUCACUCCCACUACGACUCAGUCCUCGACAGUUCAAAUAAGCAGCGGACAAACGACAGGACAAUCUGGAAUAAGCAAACAUUCUACACCACAACAAGGCGGUGCAGCAGUUACAAGUGUCACUUCUACGACGACUCAGUCCUCGACAGUUCAAGGCAGCAGCACUGGACAGAUGACAGGACAACAUGGUAUUGGCAAACAAUCUACACCACAACAAGGCGGUACAGCAGUAACUGGCGUCACUCCCACUACGACUCAGUCCUCGACAGUUCAAAUAAGCAGCGGACAAACGACAGGACAAUCUGGAAUAAGCAAACAUUCUACACCACAACAAGGCGGUGCAGCAGUUACAA